AGAUGAGACAGAAAGACCAGGGUACCAUGAAUCAUUGUAUGAUGCUCUUCAGUCUUUACGAGAUAAGGAAUUCUCUGCUUUCUAUGACAGUCUUAAAGAUGCCAGAGUGAAUGAAGUCGAAGAGCUGUGCAAAGGCAGUCUUGAGUCUGUUUAUUCAUUAUAUCCAACUCUUUGCAGACUACAGCUAAUUGGAGAGUUGGAAAAUAUAGGUCUGCUGUUCUCCAGAUCUGUUACUACUCAACAACUGAAUGAUAUUUAUUUGAAAUGGCAGAGACAGUCCCAGCUUCUCAAGGACAGUGACUUCCGUUUCCAGGAACCUGUCAUGGCUCUGCGCACUGUAAUUUUGGAGAUCUUGCUUGAAAAGGAGAAUGAAAAUACCAAAAGAGAAUGUAUUAAAGACAUCCUGACCAAACAUCUAGUGGAGCUCUCUAGAUUGGCAAGAACUGCUAAAAACACGCAGCUUCCAGAAAGAGCGAUGUUUCAGAUCAAACAAUACAAUCCAACAGGAUAUGGAGUUUCUGAAUGGCAACUAGAAGAAGCUCAGGUUUUUUGGGCUAAAAAGGAAGAGAGUCUUGCACUGAAUAUCCUUAAAAGAAUGAUUAAAAAAUUAGAGGCAGAUUGGUUUCAGGUUGAGAAUGAUCCCCAUCUGAAAUUGAUGUACACAGAGUGUCUGAGGCUGUGCGGAACCUGGUUAGCGGAAACAUGCUUGGAAAACCCUACAGUUAUCAUGCAGAAGUACUUGGAAAAGGCUGUGGAAAUUGCUGCAGGCCACAGUGGAGACAGCAGUGGUGAGCUGAAGAAAGGAAAGAUGAAGGCGUUCCUGUCUUUGGCUCGUUUCUCAGAUAAUCAGUACCAGCGAAUUGAGAAUUACAUGAAAUCCUCAGAGUUUGAAAAUAAGCAGGCAUUACUGAAGAAGGCCAAGGAGGAGGUCGGCCUCCUCAGGGAGUGUAAAGUUCAGACAAAUAGAUAUACAGUGAAGGUUCAGCGAGAACUUGAACUGGAUGAGUGUGCCAUACGUGCCCUAACUGAAGAUCGUACACGUUUCUUGUGUAAAGCAGUGGAGAACUAUAUCAGCUGUUUAGUAAGUGGAGAAGAACAUGAUAUGUGGAUCUUCCGACUCUGUUCCCUAUGGCUUGAAAAUUCUGGAGUUGAUAGAGUCAAUGAAAUGAUGAAGAAAAAUGCAGAGAAGAUCCCAUCAUACAAGUUUUUGCCUCUGAUGUACCAGCUGGCUGCUCGGAUGGGAACCAAGAUGAUGGGUGGCUUAGGAUUUCAUGAAGUUCUGAAUAACCUAAUGUCUAGAAUUUCACUGGAUCAUCCACAUCAUACUUUGUUUAUAAUACUAGCUUUGGCAAAUGCUAACAAAGAUGAACUCCUCACAAAACCAGACACAAUGAGAAGAAAUAAGUUAAUUAAAAAUGCACCGAAAGAAAUCUCCCAGCUUGAUGUGGACAGAAUGGAGGCUGCUAGCAAUAUAAUCAAUAUUGUAAGAAAAAGGAGAGCUCAUAUGGUUAGAAACCUUGAAGCACUUUGUGAUGCUUACAUCACAUUAGCAAAUGUAGAUGCUACUCCAUGGAAAUCUCAAAGAAAAGGAAUAAGUAUUCCAGCUGACCAGCCAAUUCUUAAACUGAAGAACUUGGAGAAUGUUGUUGUUCCUACCAUGGAAAUUAAGGUGGAUCCCACAGGAAGAUACGAAAAUUUGGUGACAAUAAGGUCUUUUAAGCCAGAAUUUCGGUUAGCAGGAGGCGUGAAUCUGCCUAAAAUAAUAGAUUGUGUAGGAUCAGAUGGUAAAGAAAGGAGGCAGCUGGUCAAGGGGCGUGAUGACCUGAGACAAGAUGCUGUUAUGCAACAGGUUUUCCAGAUGUGCAACACAUUGCUCCAGCAAAACACUGAAACACGGAAGAGAAAAUUAACUAUCCGGAGAUACAAGGUGGUUCCCCUUUCCCAGAGAAGCGGCGUUCUUGAGUGGUGCUCGGGAACAACUCCCAUUGGGGAGUUUCUUGUGAACAUCGAAGACGGAGCUCACAAGAGAUACAGGCCAAAGGAUUACUCCAGCUAUCAGUGUCAGAAAAUAAUGUCGGAUGUGCAAAAGAAACAUUCUGAAGAGAAAUACAACAUCUUCAUGGAAGUCUGCAAGAAUUUUCAGCCUGUGUUUCGUUAUUUCUGCAUGGAAAAAUUCCUCGAUCCAGCUGUGUGGUUUGAAAAACGGUUGGCGUACACUCGCAGUGUGGCUACAUCUUCUAUAGUUGGCUACAUACUGGGACUUGGAGACAGACACGUUCAGAAUAUCCUCAUAGAUGAACAGACUGCAGAACUAGUGCAUAUAGAUCUGGGGGUUGCUUUUGAGCAAGGUAAAAUCCUUCCCACACCAGAGACUGUUCCAUUUAGAUUAACCAGGGACAUUGUGGACGGAAUGGGUAUUACUGGCGUGGAAGGAGUCUUCAGAAGAUGCUGUGAGAAAACAAUGGCCGUUAUGAGGAAUUCUCAAGAAGCAUUGCUGACUAUUGUAGAGGUGCUGCUCUACGAUCCUCUUUUCGACUGGACCAUGAACCCCUUGAAAGCUUUGUAUUUGCAGCAGAGACCGGAGGAUGAGGCUGACAUGAGCUCUACACUCAAUGCUGAUCCACAAGAAUGUAAAAGAAAAGCCAGCGAUGACCAGAGUUUUAACAAAGUGGCUGAGCGUGUUCUGAUGAGACUUCAGGAGAAGCUGAAAGGGGUUGAGGAGGGAACAGUGCUCAGUGUGGGAGGGCAGGUGAACCUCCUCAUACAGCAGGCCAUGGACCCUAAAAAUCUGAGCCGACUUUUUCCUGGAUGGAAAGCCUGGGUGUGA
Messenger RNA from Balearica regulorum gibbericeps (East African grey crowned-crane), 2827 nucleotides. Lineage: Eukaryota; Metazoa; Chordata; Aves; Gruiformes; Gruidae. The record is from RefSeq and is a predicted model, not a curated record.